AAGGUGCUGCUGGUGAAAUCGCGCGCGUUCACCAACAAAUUAAGAAGAAAAGACAGGAAGAUUUUUUAUAACACUUUCUGCUUCAGAAACAUACAUAACGGUAGGACUUUAGUGACUUGUGGCGAACGAAGUGCGAGCAUUUAUUUGGAAAUUCGUGUGAAAAAUUACAUAAAAAGUGAAAAGAAAUAAAAUCGAAAGAAAAUUUUUUAAGAGAUUAAAGAAGAAGUGCUGAAAAUCCUUAAGUGUUUGGUGCGAAUUCACACGGUAUGCCAAGUGAAAAAUGGCUUUUGUGAAAAUGCGCACUCGUGGUAAUGCCAUUUACCGCAACGUUCGGAGCAAGAUCCACCGAGGAUGUCAACGCGAACAUUUGUGCAAAUGAGUUAAAGUGCCGCAAUUUGGUGUUGGUCCAUUAUAAUAAAAGUACUUAUAUAAGAGCACAGUGGCCACAAGCGCAGUGUCGCGAACGGCACCCCGUGCGGUACUCGUAACGUAAUUUAAAAGUUAGUGUCGCAGGCGCCCGUUGCCCCAGUUCAGUUAGUGCGCCGAGGCAAUUGACGCCAACAACGCUUGUCGGUUCACAUUGUUGUGGUUACUAUGCACGUUACACAUGCUGCAAGGGAUGGGUGUCAAACUUUAAGCAACAACAGCAGCAUCGACAGCGACAACACGCGCAAAAAUAGCGCGAACAAUCAUCUAAGCAGGCAACUGAAGAAUAACAGCGAUAGUUGUUGUAAAAAUAGCAGCACAAACGACAUUAAUAAACGCUGCAACACGACGAGUGACGGCUGCAAUACACAACAUCCGGCGGGCAUUCUGCGCCACAGCUGUCACAUACACAAUCGCCCGCGGAACGACAAUCACCCACACUUUGCGAUUGAUAACCUAGAAAAGCAUCGAUUUUUCGACGCUGACGUCAACGUUGACGCUGUGCACAGCAACGGCAUUUGACGCACGCGAC
Messenger RNA from Bactrocera latifrons, 958 nucleotides. RefSeq lists its product as uncharacterized. The record is from RefSeq and is a predicted model, not a curated record. The transcript has 2 exons. The coding region runs from base 595 to 948 and encodes 117 amino acids. NCBI's taxonomy places the organism in Eukaryota, Metazoa, Arthropoda, Insecta, Diptera, Tephritidae.